Delphinapterus leucas (beluga whale) is the source of this 3816-nucleotide messenger RNA. RefSeq names its product G protein-coupled receptor class C group 6 member A (gene GPRC6A). NCBI's taxonomy places the organism in Eukaryota, Metazoa, Chordata, Mammalia, Artiodactyla, Monodontidae. Gene Ontology annotation, cellular component: plasma membrane. The record is from RefSeq and is a predicted model, not a curated record. Gene Ontology annotation, molecular function: G protein-coupled receptor activity. Gene Ontology annotation, biological process: G protein-coupled receptor signaling pathway.
AUGGCACUACUGAUAGUACUGAUUACCUGUUUUGUGAUUAUUUUUGCUACUUCCCAGCCUUGCCAGACCCCUGAUGACUUUGUGGCUGCCACUUCUCCAGGGCAUAUCAUGAUGGGAGGUUUGUUUGCCAUUCAUGAAAAAAUGUUGUCCUCAGAAGACUACCCCAGAUGGCCAGAAAUCCAGAAGUGUGUUGGCUUUGAAGUAUCAAAUUUUCUUCAAACUCUUGCCAUGAUACACAGCAUUGAGAUGAUCAAUAAUUCAACACUAUUAUCUGGAGUCAAACUAGGGUAUGAAAUCUAUGACACUUGCAUAGAUGUCACAGAGGCAAUGGCAGCUGCUCUGAGGUCUAAGUUCAACUGCUCCAGAGAAAUCAUGGAGUUUAAGUGUGACUAUUCCAGAUACAUGCCAAGGGUUAAGGCUGUCAUAGGUGCUGGCUACACAGAAAUAACCAUGGCUGUCUCCCGGAUGUUGAAUUUACAGCUCAUGCCACCUCCAUACUUUGGUUAUGAAUCAACUGCAGAAACCCUAAGUGACAAAAUUCGCUUUCCUUCAUUUUUACAGACUGUGCCCAGUGACUUCUACUAGACUAAAGCAAUGGCCCACCUGAUUCAGAAAUCUGGAUGGAACUGGAUUGGCAUCCUAACCACAGAUGAUGACUAUGGACGACUGGCUCUCAACACUUUUGCAAUUCAGACCUCAACAAAUAAUGUGUGCAUAGCCUUCAGAGAAGUUCUCCCAGCCUUCCUCUCAGAUAAUACCAUUGAAGUCAGGAUCAGUCAGACACUUGAGAGAAUCAUAGCAGGCCAGGUUAAUGUCGUUGUGGUAUUUCUGAGUCAGCUCCAUGUUUUCAAUCUCUUCAGUAAAGCCAUUGAAAGGAAUAUAAAUAAGAUCUGGAUUGCUAGCGAUAACUGGUCAACGGCCACCAAGAUCACCACCAUUCCUAAUGUUAAAAGGAUUGGCAAAGUUGUGGGGUUUACCUUUAGAAGAAGGAAUAUGUCCUCUUUCCAUUCCUUUCUUCAAAAUCUGCAUAUGUUUCCCAGUGAUAAUAACAAGCCCUUAAAUGAAUAUGCCAUGCUCAAGGCUCUGCCUGUUGCAUAUACUAAGGACAGUGAUCUGAGUCAAUGCAUUUCCAACUAUUCUCAGGGGACUUUGGCCUACAAGGCUAAUGAGGAUAUAGAAAGGAACUUCUCGCUGAGAAAUGACUUCCUGUGGGAUUACACUGAGCCGGGACUUGUUCACAGUAUUCAGCUAGCAGUGUUUGCCCUUGGUUAUGCCAUUUGGGAUCUGUGCCAAGCUCGAGACAGUCAGAACCCCAAUGCCUUCCAACCAUGGGAGGUACUAACUCACUGAAAAAAUGUGACGUUCACAGAUGGAGGGAGUUCAUUUCAUUUUGAUGCCCAUAGAGAUAUGAAUACUGGAUAUGAUGUUGUGCUCUGGAAGAUCAACAGCCACAUGACUAUUGCCAAGAUGGCACAAUACGACCUGAAGAAUGAUGUCUUCAUUGUCACAGACCAAGAAACAAAAAAUGAGCUCAGGAAUCUUAAGUGUGCAAGGCCCCAAAUCAGUGCUUGUAAUGAAGCUCUAGUGGAAGCUGAGAAAACAGAAGUACAAGUUAGAUGCAUAACCAAGGCUUCCAGUGGUGACCGACGCAAGAGGAAACUUGCCUAUUUUAUUUCCACUGGGCAUGGAAACGCCUUUAACACGAGCGGCACGGAGCUGCCUCAGGAGGAAAGUAGUCCCGCCGUCAGGUCGCUCCCGGGCCCCGCCUGGCGACCGUCUCAGUCCCCGUCCCGGGUCGCCGGCUGGGGGCGCAGUCCGGGAACCCAGGGGGCGCACGACAGACUCCGGCUGCGCAUCCGGGGCUCCCCUGGGAGCUGCGCGGGGCGGGGCAGGCGUCCCGGGAGCUCGGUCCCUGGCUCCGGCUGGGUUUCGGCCGGGAGACCAGGGCGCAGCUUGCUUGCCAACGUCGGGCGCCUCCUGCACCUCCGCCUGGGACGCAUCCCCCGCUGCGCCCCGGGAGCGCCCCCAGAAGCCGCGCGGCUGCCCGUCACGUCUCUCCGGCCCCCCGGUCACCCCCAGUACUCCAGCGGCGGGGCCCCCGGCGGCUCGGAGCCCCCAGGCUCCUGUGAGCAGGGACUGGGAACGGCCUGGGAGGGAGGGGUCCGCGGAGAGGCGGGCGAGGAGCCGGGGCUGGGGGACGGAGGCGUGAGCGUGCACUGGUCUCUGUGCCAUCUCUCGGUGCCUCCGUACAUCCCUGUCGCUGUCGCAGCAGGGAAGGCCCAUAGGGUCCCCGCCGAGCACAAGCCGUCGCAAUUAGUCAGGGAAAUCCUGCUGUGGACCGGGCGUUUCACAACGAUGGAGGAGAUCCCGCCUCGGAUUCCGCCAGAAAUGAUAGAUGCUGCAAGUAACAAAGCGCGACUGAAAGCUUGUUACAUAAUGAUUGGACUCACAAUCGUCGCCUGCUUUGCAGUGGUAGCGUCAGCCAAAAGGCUUCCCCAGAUUCUUUCAUCUGCUGAUCACUUUUUACCAUGAAGAGCAGCCCCACAAAUAUUGGGAGAUAUCUGAUACAUCUCUGUGAGUCAUCCUUUCUCUACUCUUAAUUUCUCCAUCCGUAACAGCUUUCCUCUAUUUUGAGCUCUCCUCUGGACACACUCCAGUUUAUCAGUGUCCCUCUUCAUUGUGAUACCUGCAACUGAGUCCCUUAGAGUGCGAUUAUAACCUCUUUGUUUUUGAACACUGCAUUUUAGUAACACAGCCAGAGUUGGAAAUAGAUUUUGGCAGCCACAUCACACAGAAUAGUUUGCCUGGAUCCAUCUUCACUCUCUAGGCACAUUUAGCCAAUGACCAUUCUGCCUAGACCUAUGGUCCUGCUCUUCUUUACUUCUCAGGUUUUCAAGGGUAUUUGAGCCCAAUAUUUCACACAGGGACUGGGUCUUCUGAGCUUACUGAUGUUAUAUACAUGUCUACUCAUUUCUGUUGGCUCAGCAAAGAGCUUAUGCUUUGAAAUUAUCCUCAUCAAAUGGAAAAUUUCUUAAAUGUUUGCUGGGCUGAACACUUAAACAUAGAAAUAAAGAAAUUCAGUCAUCUCUUGUUUUUAACCUAUCCUAGAUAAAAUGACUGUCUACCCAGUUGGUGAUUCUCUAGCUCCUAAAUGAUAGAUUGGAUUUUGAUACUACCUGGACCCUCCGUGUUUCAUACCAUCUCCCCUUGGUUCCUUAUGCUUCAGCCACACUAGUUCUUUUUUGUUUUUUAAGGUGUCAGACCCUUAUUCUCUCUAGGCUUUCCUUCCUUCUCUUGGCCUUACUGUAGCUGACUCAUUCUCCUUCUCAGUGAGAGCUUCCAUGACCACCCCAUCUGAAAUGGCCUUGCUCAGGCACUCACUAUUUUAUUAUCUUUCCAACUGCUCUUGAGUAAGUCGUUAUAUACCAGCAAUCCUGUUGACUCCACUUAAGACUAUAUGCACAAUUGGACCACUCCUCACCAUCUCUCUUGAUAUCACCCUGGUCUGAAAUAACCACCAUCUGUUGCCUAGUUUAUUGCAGUAUCUUUUAAAUGGUCUUACUCUGUCUCUCUUGCCUCUCUCCAAUUCACCUUUCAUUUUGAAUAAUUAAUGCAUGUACCCUAAAUAAGAUGGUGUCAUAUAGAGAUGGAGAAAUGGUUAGCAAUUUGAGAUGUAUUGGGGGGUCAAAAGGAUAGAAUUUUGUGGUAAAUUCAAUGUGGGAAGAGGAGAGAAAAAGGAAGAAUGACAUCAAAAAGCCUGGGUUUUUGCUUUGAGCACCUAGAUGGAUGGUGCUGCCAUUUGUUGAGAUGUCUAAG